Messenger RNA from Pimephales promelas (fathead minnow), 1504 nucleotides. RefSeq names its product synaptophysin-like 2b (gene sypl2b). Gene Ontology annotation, cellular component: synaptic vesicle; synaptic vesicle membrane. Lineage: Eukaryota; Metazoa; Chordata; Actinopteri; Cypriniformes; Leuciscidae. The record is from RefSeq and is a predicted model, not a curated record.
UGUCUUGUUGCAGAAACAAGGAAAGGGAAAGUAACUUUGACAACUUUUUGAAAUUCGUCUGGGGACUACACUAGGGAAUCUUUCUGAAUCUUUUAACUCACUCACAAGAUUUUGACAAGAAAAGAGUCUUCUGCUGCUCCAAAAAGAUGAUGAGCGCGUUUCAACUAGAUCUCAGCCCUUUGAAAGAACCACUGGGAUUCAUGCGUGUAUUAGAAUGGAUAUUCGCCAUUUUUGCUUUUGCUACAACUAGUGGUUAUUCAGGCUCUGCCAGUUUCAACAUCCUGUGCAAUGAAAACGUUACCAGCCAAGAAAUAAAUGCAUCCUUCAGCUACCCUUUUAGGCUCAAUACCUACAGUUACCAAGUCCCAACCUGCGAACAGAGUGGAACGAAGGUUAAAACCAUGUAUCUGACUGGAGAUUGUUCAUCUUCAGCUGAGUUCUUUGUAGCUGUUGGAGUUCUGGCUUUCCUGUACAGCACAGCUACUCUUGUAUUGUAUCUUGGUUACCAACACCUCUACCGCGAAUCUCCUCGCGGCCCCAGCAUUGAUCUACUGUUAACUGGGAUCUUCACGUUUCUCUGGCUGGUGUGUUCAUCUGCCUGGGGAAAAGGCCUCACUGAUGUGAAAGGGGCAACCAGUCCAAAUACACUUGUGUCCUUAGCAACUAAAAUGUGUAUAAUAGCAUUAAACUGCACUGCUGGGCACACCCCCCUAAUGGGCCGCCUCAAUUCCUCAGUGAUCUUUGGAUUCCUCAACUGUAUCCUUUGGGGAGGAAACUGCUGGUUCCUUUACAAGGAGACACCAUUACACAAAUCAGCCAAUCAGCAAGAGGGAGCAGGACAGCCAUAAUUAAACAUCAGGUCAUAUCCACAUUCAUCAAGCAGGUGUUAAAGUGCAGUAUUAAAGUGGUGCUACAUACCACCACGGUCGAGUGAUGUUAUGGAUCUUCCUGACGUGACCUGUGUCACAAACGCACACCAAAGGUAUAUCUUCAAUAUAUUCAAAUAUUUGCAUAAUAAUGCAUAAUAUUUAGAGAAGGUACAAGGGCCCCUUAUCAUAAGCCUGUUUGUAAGAAGUAAACUGCAUCUUUAAAAUGUUACAUUUAAUUUCUUUACUGUUAAAUUUCUAUAUCAAACUUGUUACAUAAACAAAAUGUAUGGAAUGUUUUUGACUCCUGUUCAUUGACAUAUUUUGAAUUGAAUAUAUAACUUGAAUUCUGAAGUUGUUUUGAUGUUCCCUUUUACAACAAUUGACGAUGCAUGAGUACUACAUGAGUACCAUGGUGCUGUUGUGUUUGAGUUCAUCUCAUUUUUCAAUGUACUCAUAAUUUUUAAAUUGUUCUUUUAUUAAUUUAACUGUGUGCCUUAUAACUUAGCAUAUAUUAAGAAAUGUUUACAUGAAACCAGGGAAGACUGUUCCUAAAAACGAAUUGAAGAAUUGUUUUGUUUGUGUUUAACAAAGAUAGAGGCUUUUAUAAAUAAAUAAAAAAUCUUGUUUUGCUAUUA